AUGCAGAACCAACGCUUUUUCUAUCAAAUGGUCGAUAAAGAUGCGGCUGCCGAUCUCGAGGACGUGAAGCAAACGGUCCAAAAAGCCAAACAGCAAAUUAGUGAUGUUGGACUUCAGCGGCACUAUCAAGAAGACAUGAAUCAGCUCGACAGACGAGUCACGAUGAUUGAUUAUCUUUUACAUGAAAAAUAUGAUCCACAUUCGGUUUCAAAAGAUCUCGAGAACAAGCUUUUCGAAGAAGACAGACGUCUAAUUGCCGAGGGUUCUUGGGGCACAUUCGAAGAGCACGGAGCAAAAGUUCUGACGGAUCUUAAGCAGCUAUUGUUUUUGAAUCCCUUGAGUAAACUGGUUUCGACUGACAGACGGAUCCAUCAGUUUCGCAAAUCGAUCUUCUUCGCAAUUCGUUUGAUGAUUAAACACGACCUGGUAGAAAACGUACAGGAGCAUGCUAUCUUCAAAGACAGACGAAUUUUGCAGCAACUUUUGCGUUGUCACCUGGUUGAAAACGAGUGGAAGCCUUCCUCGGUGUUGUAUCACGGAUCCUAAUAAUAAGAUGAGAUGAAGAAA
Messenger RNA from Puccinia graminis f. sp. tritici CRL 75-36-700-3, 567 nucleotides. RefSeq lists its product as uncharacterized. The transcript is spliced from 2 exons. The coding region runs from base 1 to 546 and encodes 181 amino acids. NCBI's taxonomy places the organism in Eukaryota, Fungi, Basidiomycota, Pucciniomycetes, Pucciniales, Pucciniaceae. The record is from RefSeq and is a predicted model, not a curated record.